AUAAGUUAAUAAAAAUAGAACGGAGAGCGAGUCCCGACCAAUCGUGCCUCUCGGUUCCCAUCGUUUAUGAUAAUGAGCAGGUCCAUAAAUCCGGUUCGUUCGUGAAAGUCAUAAUUGUGUUGGAUGCAGGGUCCUAUACACCGUUACGAAUCUCCUCUACAGAAGAGCGAGAUGAACUCCAAAGCCUCAGUACCGGCAUUUGCCCAUCACUACAACAUUUGGCGGACACAGACCAUCAUGGCAUCUCCUCUGAAGAGUCUGGUCUGUGAUGACGGCAGGUACCAGGAAGCCUUCGAGCUGUUCCUGCAGCGCUCCUCUGAGCACCAGUGCAUGCAGGACUUCAUCCACACGCAGCUGCCAGACAUCCUCACCAGCGUCGGAGAUGGAAAGCCCCACCUGAACGUCAUUGGGGUUGGAAGCGGCGCAGGUCUGAUUGACCUGGAGAUGCUCUCUGAACUCCACCAGAAGCACCCCGCGGCCACCGUGGAGAACGAGGUGGUGGAGCCCAGCAGCCAACAGCUUCACAACUACAAAGUUUUAGUGGGGCAGAAACCAGAGUUGGGCUUCAUUAAAUUCAACUGGAACCAGAUGACUGCGGCUCAGUUUGAGGAGCACUGGAAGCUGAAGAAGAUGACGAAGAAGGCAGACUUCAUCCACAUGGUUCAGAUGCUGUACUAUGUGAAGGAUCCUGGAGCAACCAUCAGCUUCUUCCAGCAUCUGCUCUCUGAAAGGGGAAAGCUGCUCAUCAUUCUGGUGUCUGACCAGAGCGGUUGGGGGACUCUCUGCCGAACUGGCAGGCAUCAGCUGUGCAACACAGAAAUUAGUCAGUGUGUGACCACCGCAGACAUCAAGAGCUAUCUGGAAUCCAAAGGGGUGAGCUACCAGAGCUACGAGCUGCCGUCCCAACUGGACAUCACCGAGUGUUUCACUGAGGGAGACCAGACGGGGGAGCUGCUUCUUGACUUUCUGACAGAAGUGUUGGACUUCAGUAAAACGGCCUCGGCUGAGCUGAAAGCCGGAGUUUUGGAUCUGCUGAGGCACCCAGACUGCAGCGUGGAGUCCCAGGGCCGAGUGAUCUUCAACAACAACCUCGGAGUCUUAGUCAUAGAUCAUCAAAGCUGAAUCUGUACUGACACUGACAUGAAAACUACAUCUGCUGUAGUGUAGUUAUAUGAAAAACUAUCUUUUUUUGACUGAUUUAUUCAUGGAAUUAGAUUUAUUACAUUUUAACUCCUGUUGAACAUUUUAGAAUGCUUGUACAAUUUCCCAGUUUUGAGGUAGAAAAGGUAGAAAAUGUUAAAGUUUGGUGCUGCAGUAGAAUCCUCUCAGAAUAAAGAUCCUCCUUUUCUCCAUCA
This is a messenger RNA of Oryzias latipes (Japanese medaka), 1355 nucleotides long. Its product is annotated as histamine N-methyltransferase-like. The record is from RefSeq and is a predicted model, not a curated record. NCBI's taxonomy places the organism in Eukaryota, Metazoa, Chordata, Actinopteri, Beloniformes, Adrianichthyidae. Gene Ontology annotation, molecular function: N-methyltransferase activity.